Molecule: messenger RNA, 1006 nt
Organism: Asparagus officinalis (garden asparagus)
Lineage: Eukaryota; Viridiplantae; Streptophyta; Magnoliopsida; Asparagales; Asparagaceae
Product: 50S ribosomal protein L15, chloroplastic
Exons: 3
Coding region: 74-880 (268 amino acids)
Biological process (GO): translation
Cellular component (GO): cytosolic large ribosomal subunit; ribosome
Molecular function (GO): structural constituent of ribosome
Source: RefSeq, a predicted model, not a curated record
CUAUCCGCUCUUCGUUAUCCACACGCUCUACCCCCCUGAAGCUAAAACCCGUCAAAAAAAAAAAAAAAAACCAAUGUCCGCCGCCUCCGUUCUCGCCCUCCCUCUCCGGUCGCCGGCCUCCUCCCCCUCCAGAAACCCCCUUCAGAGGCUCCACACUCGGGCCCUCAAACUCCAGAAUCGCCGCGAGGCCCUAGCGGUCCCCUCACCAGGCUCGCCAGACCCCGCCUCACCGUCUCAGCAGCAGCCGCAGCCGCCGCGUCGCCCGCCCGCCAGACCUCCGGUUGUUCCCGCUGCCAGGUUCAGGCUCGACAACCUCGGGCCGCAGCCGGGGUCGAAGAAGAAGGCCAAGAGGAAGGGGCGGGGCAUCGCGGCCGGGCAGGGGAACAGCUGCGGGUUCGGGAUGAGGGGGCAGAAGUCGAGGUCGGGGCCCGGCGUCCGCAAGGGGUUCGAGGGGGGCCAGAUGCCCCUCUACCGCCGGCUUCCCAAGCUCCGGGGGAUCGCUGGAGGUAUGAGCGCAGGUUUGCCCAAGUACGUCCCCGUUAACUUAAAAGACAUCGUAGCUGCUGGAUUUCAGGAAGGCGAUGAAAUAUCAUUAGAAUCCUUGAAAGCAAAGGGCUUAAUCAACCCUUCUGGUAGAGAAAGAAGGCUACCAUUAAAGAUUUUGGGAGAUGGAGAUGUGACUGUCAAGUUGAACAUCAAGGCACGAGCCUUUUCAUCAGCAGCAAGAGAGAAGCUCGAGGCUGCUGGUUGCACUCUAACUGUUCUCCCUGGUCGAAAGAAGUGGGUGAAGCCGUCAGUUGCGAAGAAUCUUGCUCGUGCUGAUGAAUACUUCGCCAAGAAAAGAGCAGCCGCAGCUGAAGCUGGUUCAGGCUCUGCUUGAGACGAUCAAUAUUGUUUGUUUUUUGUUUCCAUUUUCUACUAUAGAGUUUGAGAUUGAACUACAGAUUGAAUUCUAAGUUGUUUUGUUCUGUAUUAUAGUCAUGAUAUUUCCUUAUGUUUUUGUUUA